AGGUGCAGCUUCCUCCUGGUCUCCAGGUUCCCUACAGGGGGUUGAUUUGUUUGUUUGUUUGUGAGAAGGGGAGCACUCAAAAUGUUUGGCUUCCAAGCAAGCCCCCUCUUUCUGGACCCCUCCGGGGCCUGGUGGCAGGACCCACCACCGUCCCUGGCCAGGGUGGAUUCCUCCUGGGACAUGGCUGAGAUGGCAGCUCGGCAGAAGGCCGCGGACGAAGACUCAGACCUGAGCCCACUGGAGGGGGACAGCGCAGAGGAGCUGGGUGUGCUGGACCCGGAACUGGAAGCCAUCAAGGCCAAAGUCCGUGAGAUGGAGGAGGAGGAUGAGCGGCUCAAGGAGCUGCAGGCUGAAGCCAAGAACCACCUCAUCCUGAGAUCGCAGGCAGGUAUUCCCGUUCCUAGGACCACAGAGGAGAAAAUUGAGGCUGAUCAGAGAUCCAUCUAUGUGGGCAAUGUGGACUAUGGUGGAACAGCAGAAGAGCUGGAGUCCCAUUUCAAUAGCUGUGGGCAGAUCAACCGAGUGACCAUCCUCUGUGAUAAAUUCUCCGGACAUCCCAAAGGGUAUGCAUACAUUGAGUUUGAAGACAAGAGCUCUGUGAAGGCAGCGGUGGAGCUGGACGAGAGCAUGUUCAGAGGCCGGGUCAUCAAGGUCCUGCCCAAGAGGACCAACAUGCCGGGUAUCAGCACAACUGACCGUGGGGGCUCCAGGGGCCGUUUUCCAAGCAGGGGGGGCCUGUCUCAAAGGGCAAACGUCUAUGGAGUGCUGAGAUCAAGACCCCGAGGGAGAGUGUACAGCAUCCUUCCAGCCCAGCCCAGGAGUGCACGGGGGCUCCCUUCAGAGCCACUCGCCGCUGCCUCGAAAAUGGAUGGUGAGCCUAUCAAGGCCCAUGUGCCCCGCUGAUGAGAAACCAGCAAUCGACCGAGCCAGUCUCAUGUGGUGCCAUCACCGGGCGGACUGUGAGUUGACGCAGCUUGGGAGCAAGGAGACGAGCUCUCUCUGGGCUAUAUUGAGGACCAGGACUGCUGCUCGUUCGUCUGUGUGAGGCCUAGGGCAGCCGGGCCAUCUCGAACGGCAGGUCUUUCCCACGCUGAAGAGCAGACACAGUUUUGAUUCGGUAACUGACUAAAUCGCUGACCUAAGACCGUUGCCUGAGCCGGCCUGUGCUUUCUGAUACUGCUUUUGUUCUUGUCUAGGGGUCGUGGCAGGUUAUCGCCGUGGUACUCUCCCUACUAGGCCGAAGGAUGGGAUGACGCUGGAGACUCCAACAGGGCUGGAUUUAAAAGUGGGGGAUGGGAGAGGGGUUUAAAGAGAACCUACCCGAGCACAGAGAAGUGUGGACGAUUUUAAUAUUUUUGCCUGGAUGGAACGGCGCACUUGCAUGUUGCGCAGUUAACGGGGUGAGUUGUUAUGAGGGAGAAUGGAGCCAGGCUACCCCUAGCACAGCGGGGUGUCCACCCCAAUGCCAGAGCCAUGCUGGUACUUUCCAGGAGCCAGAGGCUUGCCCCGAGUUUGGUUACAAUGUCAAAUCCUUCUUGUUGAACCCAAUAUUCUCCAAGCUAGAAAGAACUGAUCUCCGGGCAUAUAUCGAUAGCUCUUCACAGUGAAUAGGAACAGAGUUCACCAGAUCAGCUUUGUCCUCAUCCUAUAGAAACUGGAGGACAGGGCUGCAUUUUAGGACUCCAUAUAAGUCAGAUUUGGCGCUCUGGCACUUUUGCUAUAGACACUGCUCUAGCAGGGAUGUGGGUGGGAGCUUCUGGAGGACUGUGCAGAGCAUUCAGACAGGGCUAUGUUGGAGCGAUGGGGAUAGAGGGGAGCAUGGGAAAACAAUCCCUCUAGGAGAAGUGAGCUGCAGGAUGUUCUGUUUCCAAAACAGUCAGCUGUGGACCAGCUUGAAGUACAGCUGUCAGGAGCAUGUCUCUGCUCCACCCGCUGCUGCCACCGUGUGAGAAAGUCUAAACCCCUCCUGCUGCCAGACUAGAGAAACAGAUGCCUCCACUUUGUUCUCUGUGACUCGCUUCUUCAGCCUGUCCUAUGGAUCAUGGAUGCUGACAUCUCUUUAGUACAGGCAGGUCCUCAAGACCCUCCAAGGAAAGUGGGAUCUCUUCUACCCUCUAGAAGAGCGGGGGUAAGAUUCUGGGACACCACUUAGAUUCAGAUCCGGCCUUAUUUUUUUUAACUUAACUGUAAAAACCUCAUUAGGGUCUUAAAUAAAUUUUGCAGGGGAAAUACAAACCUUUUCCGUUGAAUUAAAAUAACUCAUUAGGACUUUGUCCCCCUAAGUGUGUGGUCCUGAUUCUGCUCCUGGGUAGAGGAGUGAGCAUAACUCUGUGUUUUGGCUCUCUCAAUGUGCUCCUACCCUUCUGUACCUAAGAGCAGGAUUCAGCCCUGUAAAUCUCCUGGAAGAAAACAUCCCUAACCUGGGUUCUCUUUAAACAUUAGUGUGUUUUCUUUAAUGUCUGGGGUUACACAAGACCUGAUUACCUGCAAACUCUUUCUCUCCCCCGAUCUUGUUCUGUAGCUGUGAUGCAAGUCCAAGCACUCACUGUUUCACUUCUGAUGGGCAGAGUUUGAAUCCAGUCUCUAGUGACAAGUGUGAGUUUUGUGGGUCUAAGCUUAGGCUCUAUUUCUUCCUCUCCCAGUGACCACAGUUUGGAGGUCAGUGCUUGAAGGCCUAGGCUGAAAUAGCAGGGGUUGUUGCCAGUCAGGGUGGAAGUGCAUGGAGGGGGUUUUGUGUGGGAAUUCCUACACAGCACCUGUCUGCAUUGUACGGUCCAAGCUACUGCAAUUCGUCUCACUUUCAUGAGCGCUAAACUUGCUCCUAUUUUUAAAGGAAAAUGUUUUUGGUUAAAAAAGAAAGCAUGGUUAAAAAACCCCAUAAACAAUGUUACUGUAUAAAGUUAUACAUUUAAAUACAUUUUAUUAGAAUUCCAGCAGUAACCGGUCAGGACCUUUAGUCAGGAUCCCCUUUUCUCCAGCUACAACUGAUGCAAUUACUAACCCUUAAAGCAGCUUUCUGGACAGUUGAAGGGACGCUGUCAGGAUAAGAAACCUAUUUUAGAAACAGAUUUUCCUCCCUGUUAACACCUUGGAUCAUUGAAUUUCAAAAAUCUAACUCCUCUCACGUGUUUACUAUUUGCACUUUAUCUAGAAUGGAGCAUAGAGAGACCGGGCUGGUUCAGGAGAACCAGAAAGUGAAGCAACAAAGUUUGGGUCGCAAAUUUUAAAGGGGCAAUCCAAACCUUUCCAAUUGGGUUAAAAAAAAGUCAUUUCUGUUGGUAGAUCUUGUAAACCCUAAACUCUUUUUUACAAAACCUAUUUUUUGGGUCUAAAAUACCUGGCAGUGACCUUUUAAUGACCGUUGUUGAAAAGGAAACAGAGUGCUGGUCUUGGCAAGUGGAAAGAUUGAACUCACCUUUUUAUGUGUAAAAGUUUAUCAAAAUAGUCACGUACAGGUGUGACUUGUUUGGGUGGGAGGGGAGCUGGAGAAUGGGAGAGUGAAGUGUUUGACACUUAAGUUAUUACUGAUGAAAUGCAUUGAUUGAGCUGAGCAGAUUUCUCUGAUCAAGUUCUGUUUGUGAGAAGGUACUCUUUAAUUGUCAUAUCUUUUUUUAAAAAAUAAAUGAUCCUGCUGUCUAAAAAA
This is a messenger RNA of Chelonia mydas (Green sea turtle), 3643 nucleotides long. RefSeq names its product PABPN1 like, cytoplasmic (gene PABPN1L). The transcript has 8 exons. Gene Ontology annotation, molecular function: RNA binding. Lineage: Eukaryota; Metazoa; Chordata; Testudines; Cheloniidae. Bases 82 to 903 code for a protein of 273 amino acids. The record is from RefSeq and is a predicted model, not a curated record.